AUGGAGAUGUCCCAAGAAUCAACCGUAGAAAUUAGCAACAAUCAAGAGUCGAAGUUGAGGAGAUCAACAAGAUUAACAAACAAAUUCCAGAAAUUACCACCGGUAUUAAUCAACAAAAUCUUUUCGAAACUGGAAGAUGACCCCAAAACUCUCAUUCGCUGCUUUGGUGUCUGCGAGAACUGGGCUUUCUUUGUCUCCAAAACCCCCCAUCUCUCCCUCAGAUUCUCGAGCACAGGUGCAAAGGGUCGUUACCUUGCAUGCUCAAAACUUCACCAACACAUUCCAAUAACAGCAAUCCGCCGCAUGAUGAAGUGGUUUGCAAAUCUGGAAUCUCUCGAAAUUAAGUUCUGCCGAACUCCAAGCUCACUGCUACCUUAUUAUCAAAGGUUUCAUCAAAACAUCACGAAGAUGACAGUUCCAUGGGCAGAUGAUGAUUCUCAAACUGACAUAUGCGUGGCAUUUGACAUUGGACCGUUAUCUUCUAUAGAUAAAGCUAAGGUGAAACAUGAUUUUAACAAAGACAAGUUAGCUAACAUAGAAAAUUCUUCUGUGAUGGAUUUUUACUGGAGAGUCUCAGAGAACCGGCCAGAAACUUUGAGAAGCAUGGUGGUUAGGAGUGCUAAGAUGGAUGUGCGCAGAUUAGGAGGGAAGGUUUUUAUAAGACAUGAACAGCUCUCAAAUCUGCAUAAUUCGAUUUCGAAUUCAAGAUUGAACGAGAGCUGGCUUGAGGAUCCCAAGAAUGUGGUUUAUUGGGACAAGAACCACACAAACAAGGAGAAUUUGCUUCUGGAGCAGGUGUGGCUUGUUUAUCGAUUGAAAAAAUCAGCUACUGACCCAGGAUCUAAAGGGACUGAACUGAUUGCGAAGGAAAAUGAUGUGAAGGAUUUGUUGGCUGCAUUAGAUGAUGCCUGCAAUGGCUGGCUUGAGAAUCCAGACAACUUGGUUUGUUGGCUUCAUAGCCCUCUCUAUAGUGAGCGUUUUCGUAAGUGCUCGCUCCGAUAUAAUUGCUCUCUCGAGGAUGAAAAGUGA
Molecule: messenger RNA, 1029 nt
Organism: Dovyalis caffra
Lineage: Eukaryota; Viridiplantae; Streptophyta; Magnoliopsida; Malpighiales; Salicaceae
Source: the annotation of a GenBank genome assembly